CGAGUGCAGUGAAUUACCAUCAUGAAAGUAGCAAUCGUCGCAUUCUCUUUGUUGGCAGUCGCCUUCGCCGCCGAUCAGAUCCCGAUCCUGGCGCAGGAUUCGCAGGUGGAUUUCGAUGGGACGUUCCAGCAUUCGUACGAAACGGGGAACGGCAUUAGGGCUCAGGAGCAAGGCGUGAUUAAGAACGCUGGAAACAAAGAUGCGGAAACCGCCGAGGUUCAAGGAUCUUAUCAGUACACGGCUCCGGAUGGCACUCCCAUUAAUCUGCAGUACAUUUCCAACGAGAAUGGUUUCCAACCGCAGGGUGCCCAUCUCCCAGUUGCUCCCACACCGCCUCCAAUUCCAUCAGCCAUCCUCAAAGCUUUGGACUGGAUCGCAGCUCAUCCGCAACCGCAGCAGAAAUUGUAAAAUAGACUGUCCACGUUUUUAUUUUCGUUUUUGAAUAUUUGCCACCAAUCAUUGUUUUCUCACUGUUUUAACUGUAUGCAUGUUUGGG
Messenger RNA from Nicrophorus vespilloides, 496 nucleotides. RefSeq names its product endocuticle structural glycoprotein SgAbd-2-like. Gene Ontology annotation, cellular component: chitin-based extracellular matrix. The record is from RefSeq and is a predicted model, not a curated record. The transcript is spliced from 2 exons. Lineage: Eukaryota; Metazoa; Arthropoda; Insecta; Coleoptera; Silphidae. Gene Ontology annotation, molecular function: structural constituent of chitin-based larval cuticle. The coding region runs from base 22 to 408 and encodes 128 amino acids.